Molecule: messenger RNA, 519 nt
Organism: Thecamonas trahens ATCC 50062
Lineage: Eukaryota; Apusomonadida; Apusomonadidae
Exons: 2
Coding region: 1-519 (172 amino acids)
Source: RefSeq, a predicted model, not a curated record
AUGCGCCGCUCCCGCGGCGGCAUUGUCCAGUCGUUCCUCCGCGGUCCGCCCGGCACCGACUGCGGCGCCACCGACUGCUCCCACCUGCAAGCUUGUCCCAUGUGCGAACCGCUCUCGUCAUCUGCCCAGGGCUGGUCGGCCUGCAACGCCGCCGGCGAGCCCUGCGCUCGCUUUCUCCUCGAUAACUGUCACCGCGAUACUCCCCGCCCAGCCUCGCGCGUCCUCAUCUACCUCUUGCCGGGCAUCGUCUUACUCAUGGGCUGGGGCUGGGCCUGCUGCCUCUACCCAGUCUACUCGUACAUGCAUCGCUCAUCGCCGGUCGGCCCCGAAGGCGAGUAUCAGCACUUUGUCCGCUUCAUGCCCGAAGACAUCCAAACCUUCCGCAUCCUCGUGCUCGACUCGACGACGACACCGUCAACUCCGGCACCGGUCCGUGCCGCCCCGCUCCUCUCGCCGUCGCGCUCCGACUCGUCCUUGCUCUCGGACUCGAGCGACGAUUCUCCGACGACGCCGCCAUGA